Cinclus cinclus is the source of this 1081-nucleotide messenger RNA. RefSeq names its product MAX dimerization protein 4 (gene MXD4). The transcript has 6 exons. The coding region runs from base 113 to 799 and encodes 228 amino acids. Gene Ontology annotation, molecular function: DNA-binding transcription factor activity, RNA polymerase II-specific; RNA polymerase II cis-regulatory region sequence-specific DNA binding; protein dimerization activity. NCBI's taxonomy places the organism in Eukaryota, Metazoa, Chordata, Aves, Passeriformes, Cinclidae. Gene Ontology annotation, biological process: regulation of transcription by RNA polymerase II. The record is from RefSeq and is a predicted model, not a curated record.
ACUGGCUGCGCGGGCUGCCCGUCCGCUGUGUGUCAAAUGUAGGUGCCUUAAAACCGGGGGCUCGGGAGUCCCCGCGCGUGAACUCUGCGCGGGGGGCUCGGGACGGGCAGCCAUGGAAUUGAACUCCCUGUUAAUCCUCCUGGAAGCGGCCGAGUACUUGGAGCGAAGAGACCGAGCGUUCCUGCAAAGGAGGAAAAAAUUGCAUGGAAAAAAUAUAUUGCCACUAAUGCUGACUUUGUCCCUAGAAGCAGAACAUGGCUAUGCAUCAGUGUUACCCUUCGAUAGUGACUAUUCCAGAAAGAAAACAAAGGCAGGCACCAUGGCCAGAAAAUCCCAGAAUAACAGGUCAUCACACAAUGAAUUAGAAAAACAUAGGCGGGCUAAACUCCGGCUAUAUUUGGAACAGCUAAAACAGCUUGUGCCUCUCGGGCCGGACAGCACCAGACACACCACUCUAAGUCUGUUGAAAAGAGCUAAGAUGCAUAUCAAGAAAUUGGAAGAACAGGACCGAAAAGCUCUAAAUAUUAAAGAACAAUUACAGCGGGAGCACCGCUACCUCAAGCGCAGGUUGGAGCAGCUAUCCGUGCAGGGCAUGGAGCGAAUCCGCACUGACAGCAUGGGAUCAACAAUAUCCACUGACUCUGAACAAGAAGUAGACAUUGAAGGAAUGGAGUUUACUCCAGGUGAAAUGGACAGUAUUGGAAGUGCCAGUGAUGCUGAAGACCACUACAGUUUGCAGAGCGGUUCGAGUGACGGAGGUUACACACAUUCCCGCAGACUGAAUGCCAGGCUCUCAUAGUGCCUGAGUUACCCGCUCAACUCAGGACCAUCUGACUGAAGCACUUAUAUAUGAAUAUUCCAGAGGUGUCAACUGCCACUCUUCCGGGAAACCCCAACCACAAUACUCUGACAUGGAGGUUUCUUACCCCACGGUUCCCUGCACUGUAACCACAAUAUUAGAUAUUGUAAAUCAUGGGUUUGCUGCAGAGAACUGUGGUUAGGUACAGUUGUGACUUAAAGCUAGCUUGAUGUAGCCAUCCUGCAAAUUAAAGGAAAUAAAUUAUGUCGUUCCAUUCAAGAA